AUGAGUUCAACAAACUUCGCCGCUGCACAAGAACGAGUUCUUCAACGUCGUCGCCAGCGUGAGGCGGAAGCGCGCGCCCGCUAUGCAGCACAGCAGCGGGCCUCUCCGAUCAGCCCGGCCACCGUCCAGCGUCUGCCAUAUCCAUUGAAUCGAUUACCCGGUUCGGGGUGGCGGAUAUGGAAUUCCAUCAAGGGCCGGGAAGGCACGCGCCCCGCAUUUCGAGUGGGCCAGGUGGACGCUGAAUUGUUGGAUGAGGAGUUGCUUGGGCUGCUGAAGGGCCAGGUCGGGGAUGCUCUCAAAUACUUCGGGCCUCAAAUGCGCGAAGAUUGGUCACAUGAGAUUCUGUUCGCGUUACGGGCCAUGCUCUUUAAACUAUCAAUAUGGGAUCAUAACGCAUCGUAUGGUGCGGCACUACAAGGCCUCAAAUACACCGAUAGUCGAAGCAAAGGACCCGUUUUCUCUUCUCCGACAAAAUGGCAGAAGGGUAUUUAUGGCUUAUUGACGGUUGGAGGGCGAUAUGCUUGGGACAAGUGGGAGAGCUGGUUGGUCGGACAAGAAGGUGGCUAUGACGAGCCAUCACCGGACAUCCGAAUGCUGUCGCGACUAACAGACAUGAUCUCGACAUCGCACUCGAUUGCUGCCUUCGUCUCUUUCCUGGUAUUCCUAGUGAAUGGCCGAUACCGUACCUUGGUCGAUCGCAUCCUUCGAAUCCGCCUUACUCCACCGUCUGCGCAGGCUAGCCGGGAAGUAUCCUUUGAGUAUUUAAACCGUCAACUAGUUUGGCAUGCUUUUACCGAAUUCCUUCUUUUCCUCCUUCCUCUUGUUGGAAUUGGCCGCUGGCGGCGAUGGAUAUCCCGGGUCUGGAAAAAGAUGGUCAAUUCUGUCCGGUCAAGCGGCGAUGACGACGAGACCCCCGAAAAACAAGGAGAGCUGGCCUUCCUCCCAGAGCGAACCUGUGCUAUCUGCUACUACGAUCAGAACCCCACCACAACGACCGAAAGCGAUACCAUAGCCGCCUCUGCGUCAGGGGGUAUUGUAGGAUCGGCGCAAACUGAUAUCACAAACCCAUAUGAGACCGUCCCUUGCGGCUGUAUCUAUUGUUUCGUCUGUAUUGUGCAGAAACUGGAAGCGGAAGAAGGCCAGGGAUGGUCUUGCCUCCGGUGUGGUGAAAUUGUCAAGAAGUGCCAACCUUGGAAUGGCGAUGUGCUAGAAGAGGCGCGGUCGCAGCCUGGAACUGGGAAGAUUGUUGGCUUUGCCAUUGACGGUGAACUGAAUGGCGAGACCCGUGGGACAGAUCUUCAUCAAGGGGGCUCAUCAAAUAAGUCUAGCCCAUUGCAAGAGAUCAGUGCCGAUGAAGCCCUGCAGCAUUCAGAGCAAUGGUCCACCAUUGAGAAAGAGGCAGAAGAUGAUGGCAGAAGAGGUACGAACGAGGAUGAGGGCCCAAACCCUGCUGCGAUGUGA
Penicillium roqueforti is the source of this 1461-nucleotide messenger RNA. RefSeq names its product pex2/pex10/pex12 family protein. The transcript has 3 exons. The record is from RefSeq and is a predicted model, not a curated record. Gene Ontology annotation, molecular function: zinc ion binding. The coding region runs from base 1 to 1461 and encodes 486 amino acids. Lineage: Eukaryota; Fungi; Ascomycota; Eurotiomycetes; Eurotiales; Aspergillaceae. Gene Ontology annotation, biological process: protein import into peroxisome matrix. Gene Ontology annotation, cellular component: peroxisomal membrane.